Messenger RNA from Cucumis sativus (cucumber), 1033 nucleotides. RefSeq names its product 40S ribosomal protein S10-1. NCBI's taxonomy places the organism in Eukaryota, Viridiplantae, Streptophyta, Magnoliopsida, Cucurbitales, Cucurbitaceae. The transcript is spliced from 5 exons. The record is from RefSeq and is a predicted model, not a curated record. Gene Ontology annotation, cellular component: cytosolic small ribosomal subunit. Gene Ontology annotation, molecular function: structural constituent of ribosome; RNA binding. Bases 158 to 706 code for a protein of 182 amino acids.
CAUUGGCCCACUCAACACCCACAAACCCUAGCCGCUACCUCAUCCUCCCUCUCUUUUCACGGCUGCUCACUCCCUCUCUUUUUACACCUGCCCGUUCUCCUUCUUCGCGCCUCUUCCCUUUUCUGCUACUAUCUUCAGUACUUGCUGAGUUUCAACAAUGAUUAUUUCAGAAAAGAACCGUAGGGAAAUCUCCAAAUAUCUCUUUCAAGAGGGGGUUUGCUAUGCCAAGAAGGAUUACAAUUUGGCCAAGCACCCAGAAAUCGACGUGCCUAACUUGCAGGUUAUUAAGUUGAUGCAGAGCUUCAAGUCCAAGGAAUAUGUGCGCGAGACAUUUGCCUGGAUGCAUUACUACUGGUACCUCACCAAUGAUGGUAUUGAGUUUCUUAGGACUUACCUCAAUCUCCCGUCUGAAAUUGUCCCUGCUACCUUGAAGAAACAAGCUAAGCCCGCUGGUAGGCCCUUUGGCGGACCACCCGGCGAUCGUCCACGGGGUCCACCUCGUUUUGAGGGUGGUGAGAGGAGGUUUGGUGACCGUGAUGGUUACCGUGGAGGUCCUCGUGGACCUGGCGGUGAGUUUGGUGGUGACAAAGGAGGAGCUCCUGCAGAUUACAGACCUUCGUUUGGGGGUCCUGGUGGAAGGCCAGGUUUUGGCCGUGGAGCUGGUAGCUACGGCGGAGGAGCUGCACCAAGCUCAAACCUUCCUUGAAAAGUAUGGUCAUACAAGCAGUUCAAUGAAUUUUCAGUGGAACGAGUUAGCAGCUUGAGUGAAGAGUUUGUUAGCUUUUUUUUCCCCCCCUUUCAUUUAGCUUAUGGGAAUUUUAUAAAUUCAAAAUUUCAUUGUGCAAAUUGAAGUUUACAAGAACUACUGUUUUUCAAGUAUAAAUUUUGUUCUUCUCUUUGAGCGCCUUAUUAUCGUUUGUACCAUUUUAGCAAGAUUUAAAUUUUAAUGUUUUUGAAGUCUGAUUGUCUCAGGAAAAAGGGAACAAGCAUUUUAAUCAAUUUCUUAUAAUUAUAAUUAAACUAUUUUCUUCCA